Messenger RNA from Jatropha curcas, 1112 nucleotides. RefSeq lists its product as uncharacterized. The record is from RefSeq and is a predicted model, not a curated record. Gene Ontology annotation, cellular component: membrane; cytosol. Lineage: Eukaryota; Viridiplantae; Streptophyta; Magnoliopsida; Malpighiales; Euphorbiaceae. Gene Ontology annotation, biological process: response to abscisic acid; cold acclimation; response to water deprivation.
UACAGAACCAGAAGCGAGAUUAACUGGCUAAGUUAAUCAGCUUUUAUUAUUUUUCUUAAAUCUUAGCAGCGUCAGAUCCGCGUUCAGUGAUAGACUGAUAGCUAUAAAAACCACUGCUCUCACUGGAGAGAAAACCCAUCACUUACUAAUUUCACAAGCUUGUAAUCUAUUGUAUCUUCUUAGUUUCGUUAAAUCAAGUUGUUUAUUUCAAGUGAUAAGUUCAAUUAUGGCUGAUCAGGAGCACCAUCAGAAGAGUUAUGAGCCCGAGACCACUGCAGUUGAGGCCACGGAUCGUGGGUUGUUUGAUUUCGGGAAGAAGAAAGAGGAAGAGAAGCCUCAAGAGGAGGUGAUCGUUACAGAGUUUGAAGAGAAGGUUCAGGUCUCUGAACCAGAGGAGAAGAAGCAUGGCAUCUUGGAGAAGCUUCACCGAUCAGGAAGCAGCUCUAGCUCUUCUAGCGAUGAAGAGGAAGGAGAGGGAGAGGAAAAGAAGAAGAAAAAGAAAGAAAAGAAGGGACUGAAGGAGAAGAUCAAGGAGAAACUAUCAGGAGAGAAAGAAGAAAAAAAGGAAGAGGAGUCCACCGUUGUAGCUGUUGAGCAAGUAGUAGUCGAGACAGAGGCAUCCGGCCAACAACCAGAAGAGAAGAAGGGUUUCCUUGACAAAAUCAAAGAGAAACUGCCGGGACAACACAAGAAAGCUGAAGAGGUCACUCCACCACCACCUCCACCACCGCCUCCAGCCGAGCAUGAGGCAACUAGCCACGAGGGAGAGGCUAAGGAGAAAAAGGGCAUUUUUGAGAAGAUCAAAGAGAAACUUCCCGGAUACCAUCCAAAAACAGAGGAAGAGAAGGAGAAAGAGAAAGAUUAAGAAACCAGCAAUAGUAAAUGAUGAUUAUGAUUGCUUUGCUGUGUGCGUUGUAAUGUUCAUGAUCGUGCGUUUGUUUAAUUUGGAUGUUCUUUUUCACCUUGGUUUAUGUGUAAGUGCCUAUGUGCUUGUGUGAAGUUUGUUUAGGGUUUAAAAAAAUCUUAUGGUUUAAGGAAGGAAAAUUUUACAAUUUCCUUUGUUUCUAUGGAUUUGAACAAUUUUAAUGAAUUGAUUAUUUUCUUUGUUUGUA